GAAUUUUGUUGACCACUGUUUGAUGAAGGGGCAUUUGUAAACUUUGGAUAUUCUUUUAAAAUGAAGCAUUUAUCGUCUAUCGAUUUCAAGGACAAUGUGCGAUUCAUCGUGAGAAAGGAUCUGAAGGACAUAGGCAUCAAAGUACCGAAGCAGAAAAACUGUAAAGUUCAAGUAAGUCUGUUUUACAGCCGAGUUUGAAAUUUCCGUUUAGUUCUUCUUCUAUAUGGCUCAAUCAGCUUUGGAAAUGUUUUUAUUGAUUCAUUUAUGUCAUUGAUACCUUUCCUCUUCAGCUAAAGUUUACAAAGCUUAACUGUAUAAUAUUUAUUUUCCUUAAACCAGCCGGUUGACAAGCAGAAUAGAAGCGGCGUAUUCGGAGUGUGCCUGGAGAAAGUGACUUCUGUCAACGUUGGGAAGGAUUUUUACUGCAGUGUUCCAAAGUAACUAGAUGAUAUUUUUUCUAAUCAGAACACUCAGGGGAUAAUAUACACUUGUAUUUUCAAACCAAAAUUCAUGGAUAUAUGUAUUUUUGAUCAAUAAAUUCAGGAUUUAACCAUUAAUUUACAAACCAAAAGGCUUAUGAUAAAACAAGAGAAAAUAUACUGUGUACAUGUAAAUAAAGCAUUUAAAUGUAGAAAAUGUUAUCCCCGCUUAAAUUGAUAUGAGGCAAUACUAGUCAUGUCAUAGUUAAAAAAAACUAUGCUUACACACAUUUUAGAUUUUGCAUUUAUUGUAUCUAUAAAUUAUCAACGUUGUAACAUCAGAAUUUUUUCCCUCAGAUUCGUGGUAGAUUCUGCAAAUUUUCUUCAGCAACAUCUAGAGACAGAAGGACUCUUUAGAAAGUCUGGAUCCAUUCAACGACAAAAGCUGCUCAAGGUUAGUCUACUUGUGCAUUGUUCCUAUUAAAAAACUACAUCACAGUGAAGGUGCUUAUGAUUUUUGUAAACUUUAUGUAAACUUUAUGUAUUUGGGGGAUUUUUUUUGCUUGGCGCUUGUAUAUUGACAUUGAUUUACUUGAAACAGCUAAAGGCAGAAAAUGGGGAAGAAUUUCAAAAUGUCCAACCUCACGAUGUUGCAAGUUUGGUGAAGCAAUUCUUCAGGCAGUUACCAGAACCAUUAUUGACCAAUCAGCUCCACGACUGCUUCAUAAAGGCACAGCGAAAGGAGGAUCAUGAUGACCAAAAAAAGGCUAUCUUGCUACUUUGUCUUUUGCUUCCCAUUGCACAUCUCAAUACAUUGCAGUUUACAAUGAAGUUCUUGGCCAAAGUAGCAAAGUGUUCACAUCACAGUAAGAUGGGAACCUCAAACCUUGCCAUUGUUCUUACUCCCAACCUAAUACACAACACAAAGAAAGAAGGCAACAGUGCCUCAGAAAAGCAACUAAAGGAGCAGACAGCAGUCAUCGAUAUUAUUCUGAAAAAUGCUGAAGAAAUUGGUUUAGUUAGCGAAUAUAUCUAUGAACGUGCAAAGAUGAUUGGAGAUGAGUUUGUUGAUGGCAUGACAUCAUCAGGCGAUGAGCUUGAUGUUGACGAUAACUGGAAACGAGGCAACAAAAGGCAAUCAAGGGCAAGAACUAGAACUGGUUCACUCUCAGGUAUGCAGCUUAGCUAUGCCUAGUUUUUGUGUACUGGAGAAAAAUAUUUUUAUAGCAACCAUAGUAUGAAAGACCCUGGGAGAUCUUUAGACCCAUCCAUCAUUUUGGAAGGUUUACCAGUACACUGUACCAUUUUUCUUUUUUUGUCUCCAUAUCUUUUAAUGGUUCAAUUUUUAUAAUUAUAUGUAGGCUUUGUUUCUGGUCUGGGCCAAAGUCUUAGCAAGUUCAAGAAUUCGUCAUCUGCUAAAACACCAGUGCAUACACACAGGCGUUCAAGGAGCAUGAAAGCAGAACUAAUGAGAAACAAGGUGAAAUAUAACCUUGAGGAAAAUGUUUUGGAUAAGAAAUCAGGUAACCUGAUAUUAUUUGUUUGACUUACCUACCUACUGACUGAGCUCUAUACUUGGUACAAAGGCUGUUAAAUAAUUGCGUUCAUACACAAACCAGCUUGUAUAAAGAAAAGCAGCCCCACUAAAACUGUCUCUACAUUUAUUUAAACCUUCAGAGGUAAUGCCAUACUAUAGACAUAAAGAAUAAUACACAGGUGUGCAAAGUUAUGGAAUAUCUCUUGAAGUGUUCAACUUGACACCACAAGAGUGAUGCAGCAAACAAGUGAGAUGUCAAGUUGAACACAAAAUCACUAAACUCCUUUACUAUUUCUUUUCAUUAUGGAAAGUCCAAAGCUGCAACUUAAAACUGUUUAUUGUCUGCUUGUCAGUAAAUUCAGGUGUACUUAAAAUGUAAAAUUAUGUGUAUUAUCUAGUGUUCUUAUAAUUAAUUCACAAAUUUUAUGAAGUGUGAGGUGAUGCCCUAAACCAUCAGCAUACUGUAGGAUGUUUUUCUUUUUUGAUCCAUAGAUGAUCUGGAGUUAGAGAAUUUUGUGGCUCACACCAACCAAAGGAUGAGCCUGAGGCUUUAUAACAAGCGACGGCCAGCAGAUCAAAAUAUCUGUGCUGCUUCACCUGCAGUCAAGAGGUCAUUACUUUAUGUUCACAAUCCACCUACAUGUUUUAUUUUUUUGUUAAUCUAAUAGGUUAAACCUACUGACAUUGCAUUGUUUGGGAUUUUAAUGAUAGUCAAUUUUUUUUAAACUGUGGGUAGUGGUUGACUUGUUGCCGUUAAUUUCUUAGUAGCUGAUUUACAACUGGUUUACAAACUUUAUUAGGCACUAUUAGAAAAAUAAAAUGCAAUAAACCAAUAAACAAUAAACACUCAGUCAUUAAACAGCAGUGGUAUUGUAGGGUUGUGGAAUUUGAUAUGUAUUUCAUGACCACAGGGUGUUGCAAUUCACAUGAUGACAUUUUUGCACUUUUUCAUUUUCUUUCUGUUCCCUUCAAUAACAUGCACACUCUCAGGUGCAGACUUUGCAAUCUGCUUUUCAUGUUGCUAACAACUAUUAAAAUGUAGUGUAAUUCUCAUAACAGACUUCUAGAAGCAGAGAGAAAUGCAUCUUUUUGAAAACCUUUCAAAUGAUGCACCUUUUUUCCCAAAAGAUCAGUAACAUGAAUGAUAGCAGUGUCAAUAGAAUUGUCUAUGAACCAUCUCCAACUUCUAACUUUGUGAGUUGUUGGAAGAUGCACUUGAUGACUCGCAGUUAGCUUUUCAAUUGAUCUGUGUUUUGGAUGCAGACGAAUGAUGAAUGAUGUGAGCAAUAUUCAGGGAAUCAGCAACCCACGUCUUGUAUCAGCCUCCACCCAGAUGUUCACCACACCUAUUAAACCACUCCAGGCUUCUUUAAAGCCUCUUAGUGACAUGGGUAGGAGUUUUGUCCAGAAUAUUGUUAGAAUGUUAGUGGUACUUAGAGCACCAUGAUAUUCAUUAUUUCUCCUUUAAAAUGACCUGUAUGCAACAACAAUCAUUGAGAAUGAACUGAAACUUUCUAGUAUACACUUUAUCUGUCAAUUAACCAGUAAUAGGGAAAUAAGCAAGCAAAGAUUAAAAUUUACAUCAGAUCAAGACAGGUUUUGAGCUGUUUAGCAUAAUAUAGGUGGACAGCACUUCAAAAACAAGAAGCUAGUGACAAGUACAUGAAGCAACACAUUUAGUAAAAUCAGUCAAAUCAUGGAAGACGACUACAGUAACUUAACCCAUUACUGUCAGCUCAGGCACUUAUAGAGCAAAGUUUCCUGCAUAGCACAGAACAUGACACUUAAAAUCCUAAUGAUAAGGUUAUUGUAACACUUUUAGUAAAGCUAAAGUAGAAGUUUUUUUUUUCUCCAGUAAAACCUGGUCACAGUAGGAUAUUGCCAUCAAAUGAGACAGAGCAUGUGAAAGUUGUUGAUGCUAUGUCCUAUGUGCCCUCUCCAAAUGAUAAGUAUCUUGGAACUCAUUGUCUUGCAUCACCUGGUAUAAGUAUGGGUUCAACUGACAUGUCAACAAGGCAUGGUGAAGUGUUUGAAUCCUCUACAGCUGCAGCUGACAAGUACAAACAGUUUGCAUCACCACGUAGAAGGGUCAGAAGACGGUAAGACUUUACUCUGUCAAUUGUUUUCCUUGUAUGUAUCAUUAUGAAUUUUAAAUACACUACCAGUUAUUGGCCAUUCAUAAUUAAGUAACAACCAUCAGAAUCUCCCAGCAACUUGGGUCAUUCAUACAAGCUAUUGUGCUAGGGAAAGAAAGUAUAUAGUUUACAUACCACACUGUAGAGAAGACAAAUUUAUCUCCCGAAACAUUAUUAGAAACAAUUUGAAUAUCCAACAACGGAAAAGAAUUUCAUGUUAUUUCUAAGUUGCAUGACCCAUAUUGUAAGAAACUAUCAUGAUGAAUAAAGUUCUGAUGUUGUUGUUUGCUUACAUGUUGUUUCUCAAUAAAUUUAUCUAGUUAGCAUAAUAACAAAGUAAUUUGCAUAUGAAAUGCAGCAAGGUUUGUAUUAUAAUAAGGUCAACCUUAGCCUCACUCCUGUUCAAAGGCUUGGCAACGAAGUGCACAAAUGUAAAAUGGACUAUUGUACUCAAAAUUAAAGAAAAAUAAACUAGUGUGGGCUACCUUGAUAUAAUUCAUAUGUUAUUAAGGCUGCCCAUUUCCAAUAAUAUUAUUAAUUCUCUCUUAACAAUUUUUAAGGCAUUCAUCAGGUGCAACAACUUGCUUCUCAUCCUCUCCAAGGAACAGAUAUCAAGCAAGCUCUAAGAAUUCUGUGAGUUACUCAUAAAGGUAUUAAUUACAGAAGUUAUGGGGAUGGUUUUUUCCAUAUGAUUGUGGUGGACCAAGCCAGCUCAUUUUUUAAGAAUUUCCAUCUCCCUCCCCAUUUUUAAGUGAUCCUGUCAGCACAAGGGGUGGCCAGAUUACUGACUGACUGGUACCAUGGUUAAGCAGAAUUUUUUUUUUACCCUUCAGCUCAGUCAUUGGAAGACUGUGAGUUUCCAAUCUUGGUAAUCAAUCUUAAGUUUGCCAAACCAUGCGCAACAAUUUUAGCUUCCAUUGAUAACUUUGAUGAAACGUAGAUGGUUAGGGGUAUUUUAAAUUUAUUACAAUUACAUGUAAUGUUAUCAGUAUUAGUGACAUAUUCUUUAGGCUUUAUCAAUGUUAUUGUCAUUGAAUUACUAAAAUUUUUGCUAGGAAGCAAAAGAGUUAGCACAUGGCAAGCAUUCUUUACUCAGCCCUACCUCAUUGCCAACAGAUGGAAUGGAUAUCAGUCACAUUUCAGUUGCUGCUACUGUGGAGCCAGUCAAAGAAAACACUCCUAAGACUCGUGUUCUUUACUCAGGAACAGCUUUGCUUAAAGAAAAUACUAAUCUAACACCCUGUAAAUUCCACCGUGGAACCCCUCCCAUGCCAGUCAAUAAUAGUGAGCUUCGAGAAGUGCUGUCUCAAAGGAUUUAA
Messenger RNA from Pocillopora meandrina, 5410 nucleotides. The record is from the annotation of a GenBank genome assembly. NCBI's taxonomy places the organism in Eukaryota, Metazoa, Cnidaria, Anthozoa, Scleractinia, Pocilloporidae.